AUGAGCACGCGCGUCGCACCGCGAGGCAACAGUUGACGUCCGUUUGGCAUGUCGGUGAUCGGGCCGGAUCUCCGGCAGUGUGUCGAUCGGUGCUUCCCUGAUCUCUCGAACUUCACGACUUGUUCAGAGCCGCUAUCCGCCAUGGGGAAGAGCGCCAAGAUGUGCAAGCGGGUCAAAAAGACCGCUUCCUCUGUUUCACAGGUAGCCGCACAGAAGCCUAGCGCCGCUCCCCCCUCUGCCGCCGUGCAGCAAUCUAAGAAGAAGGCAAACCUCAAGCAAAAAGCACAGCAGAGAGGGAAGCAUGCUGAUGGACCCGUACUUGGAGGCGCCGACUAUGUGGACCUCAUGAUGGGCAGUAGGAAGAAGGCGAAGGAGCAGGCUGCAAAAUUACCUCCGCCUGAGUGAUGGAUCGUCCCAAUACCCUUUUUCUCCUGAUUCUAUGCAGGACACUGUCCGAUUCUGGCGCGCCGUGUUCUGUUUGCUCCAGCAGUGAUCAGCGACAAGUGACAACUCCCUUCCGGCCCAUCGUUCGUCAUCGGUCCUUGCGCUUACCUCUUCAAAAGGACCAAGCUCUCAUGCGAACGACGUGACACAGUAGUGGCAACAUACCUAUGCCCUCCAUUGCGAUACCCAACCGAUAUUGUGACGGCUGUUCAGUGACUUCAGUUCACAAUCUUCUGGUCGCCUUCUGAUUGACAUCACAUCAUGAGGUUUAUUGUCAUGAAUGUACAUUCUUAUCCUUCC
This is a messenger RNA of Schizophyllum commune H4-8, 744 nucleotides long. RefSeq lists its product as uncharacterized. The record is from RefSeq and is a predicted model, not a curated record. Lineage: Eukaryota; Fungi; Basidiomycota; Agaricomycetes; Agaricales; Schizophyllaceae. The transcript has 3 exons. The coding region runs from base 49 to 405 and encodes 118 amino acids.